This is a messenger RNA of Taeniopygia guttata (zebra finch), 1897 nucleotides long. The record is from RefSeq and is a predicted model, not a curated record. NCBI's taxonomy places the organism in Eukaryota, Metazoa, Chordata, Aves, Passeriformes, Estrildidae.
GGCAGGGUCACAAUGUAUCCUGAAUAAACCUCUUCCCCCAAGAGCAACCAAAGAGAUCUCGCUUGAAUCUGUCCGUGGAAUACAAAUAUACGUCGUUACAGACUGGCGCCCAUCGUCGAAUACGAACCCACGGUGACCUGCAACUGCACCCGUCUGGAUGCUUUCCAGCUUUUCUACCUGUAGGACACCUUUCCAUGGACACUAACUAUAUAACCAGGUAUUUCCUCGCCAUCGUGAUCGCGAGCACGGCAUUCUGCUGCUAGGCAGUAACGAACCGGAGCUCUUUAAAAAGUCCCGAAGCCGUCCUACAGCUCAGCGACUCGUUACAUAGUAGCGAGCUAUUAGAGCCCUUAUACGACUUCUGGCCAUUAUUCUCCGAGCACAAGAGAUCGCCGCGAUUCCGCGGCGACCCAAGGCUUUGUGACGAGACUUGCCGCGCCACGUGGCCACGUACACAAAGCACAGGCGAGCACUGCUUAGCACUGCCCGCGCUGAAGCUCUGGAAAAACCCCGCGGUGACCUCAGCACCGACUGCAGUAAACGUCGGACCCUGACAGAGGAUCCCGCUCCUGCGACACCGAGGUGACCCACCAGAUGAUAAGAUCGAACAUCAGGCGAAUCUACCCAAAAUGGUAUUGGAUGAUGUCAAAAGGAUGGCUCGCAGAGCCUUUUUACAGAUUCAGCCAGCGGGAACUUCCGAAGAAGCAUACAAUCUAGUUACCCAAGGCUCAUCUGAACCAUUCACCACAUUUGUAGACCGGGUAAUUCAAGCUACUGAAAGGCAAUGUGGUGAUGAUUUGGCCCGGCCGAUAAUGAUCCGGGACAUCCUCGAAAAUAAUGCCAACGCCCAAUGCAAACGAAUCAUCAAGGCCCUAGGAAAAGAAAAACCUACAGUGCCUGAGAUGAUUGAAGCGUGCAACUAUGUUGGGAGCCCACAUGACGUGGCAGUCGUCCAAGCACAUGAACCCGAAGAAACCCGGGGAGAUAAACUGGAAAGGGCUCUUGCAGCACAAGCACAACAGGCAGAAGCAAGAGACCAGAGACUUACGGAACUUCUAACUGCCCUGCAUCUCAGCUCCCAACAACAAUACAACACCAUGGCUGUCAUGCAAGCUGCUCUGCCUUUAGGACCCUGCUACCUCUGCAAAAAACCUGGCCACAUUGUAAAGGAUUGCACAGAAGUCAACAAAAGCCCACAAACGCCUGAUUCGUGCACCACCUGCAAAAAAGGAAAACAUAUGCCCUGGCAGUGCCGAUCCAAACAAGAUGCGAGUAGAAGACCUAAUCCAAAAAACUCCAAGGCGAGCGCGCCGCGUCACCGCGUGAUGAAACAAAUGGUGGCCCCCCAAAACCCCGAGGUAAAAUCUGCGAAUAUCCCGGUCCCAAUGCCCUUCGCUGCAUCACCAGCACAAUCCCAGCUAAUGACUCAAACUUACUAUCCCCAGGCACCUGGUGCACUCUGGCGACCUCCAAGCCAACAACCUUCUUAAAGGAUGAUGGCUACGACUAUAUUUCGACAGGAACCACUGGGCCUUCACAACUCCGGCAAGACUUUCUAAUAGUUGGCAAAGAAAGGAACUGCAUCCUGGGGCUACUUGUUCUACCUUGUGUAGUCUCUGCUAACUGCAAUGAAGAACUAUUAGUGUUAGCCAAGGCUUACUACCCCCCAUUGCAUAUUCCACCUAAAACCCCUAUAGCCACUGCCAUUGCACUGCCUAUGGGAGCCAUAGACCAGAUACCACCACGUUGUUUCCCAGUCGCUUCUGAAAACCCCGAGGUCCUAUGGGUUCAACACAUAAGUGACCAAAGACCAAUGCUAACUUGUGAACUAUCAAAUGGCGGGGUUCGAGUCACCAUCAAGGGGAUGAUUGACACGGGGGCAGACGUUUCUGUAAUU